Cylas formicarius (sweet potato weevil) is the source of this 1142-nucleotide messenger RNA. Its product is annotated as chromobox protein homolog 1-like. Gene Ontology annotation, cellular component: pericentric heterochromatin; nucleus. The transcript has 3 exons. Gene Ontology annotation, biological process: chromatin organization; negative regulation of transcription by RNA polymerase II. The record is from RefSeq and is a predicted model, not a curated record. Bases 91 to 609 code for a protein of 172 amino acids. Gene Ontology annotation, molecular function: chromatin binding. NCBI's taxonomy places the organism in Eukaryota, Metazoa, Arthropoda, Insecta, Coleoptera, Brentidae.
ACAAUGGUUCUGCGUCGCAUGCCAUUUUGAGCGUCUUCCUGUUUUAGCGGCAACUUCCAACUGACGAACAUUACAAUAGCGCGAAAGAAAAUGAGUUCGAAAAAGGGCACGUCCGAUGGAAACGAAGCCCCCGAAGAAUACGUCGUGGAGAAAAUAAUUGACUGCCGCAUAAACAAAAACGGCGUCAAAGAGUACUUGCUUAAAUGGAUAGGUUAUGAUGACAAAGACAACACUUGGGAACCGGAAAGUAACUUAGACUGUCCGAGUUUGAUAAAAGCUUUCGAGGCGGAUCGGGCCGCCAAAGAUGCCGAACGGAGCAAAAAACGGAAAAGUACUAGCACUCCCACACCCGAUUCCAAACCCGGCAAAAAAGGCAAAGCGGACGAUAAGAAACCACACGGUUUCGAUCGAGGUUUGGAGCCGGAAAAGAUUAUCGGCGCUACGGACAGUUCUGGUCCCUUGAUGUUUCUGAUGAAGUGGGUUGGCACCGACGAGGCCGAUCUCGUUCCGGCCAAACAGGCCAACGUCAAGUGUCCUCAGGUGGUAAUCAAAUUUUAUGAGGAAAGGUUAUCCUGGACGUCGCCCAGGUACAAGGAGAAUAGUGUUUAGUGCAAAUAAAAGUAACCCCAUUUAUCGCUUCCUUUUUUACGUGUCGUGACUUUGUUAUAGAGUGAAAUAUUGUUAUUUGUGUUGUGGUUUUGCGCCACAAUGACUUUCUUCCUACCAGAUGCAUUAACCAGGAAGAUUAUUGAAUAAUAGUUAUAGUUUCGUUAUGAAGGGUGCCUUUUUUCCUAUUUUCAGAAAACUGUAUAAUUUAGUAAUAGUGAAUAGCGUAUUUUGAUUAGUAAAAUAUUAAAAUGGUAAAAAAAUGUCUUAUUUAAUUGAUAACUUAAAUCAAAAAAUGAUUUGAUAACCAAAAAUUACCUCAAGCUCGGAGACAAUUUAGAACAGGACAAAUAGGACAUUUUAGAAACUUUUAUUUAAAAAAAUAUAUUUUUGAUCAAGAAUCUAUUUGAAAUUAGAUUCAAAUUAAACAUCUAAAUUCUAUCUAUGUACCGUCAUACUGUUUAUUUAUAUUAGUCAUGUUUUAAUAAAAAAAUUUUCUAUCUUUAGCAUUAAUGAACUUGAUUUGAAGUACUUGU